CCUGCUGACACCGAUACUACUCUGGACUCUUCUGCCAUGCGCACGACGCUCCGCCGCUCGCGAUCGGCCGUCGCCCGCGCAGUCGAGCUAGGGGCCAUCGAGCAGUAUGCCAAAAUAGGCGGCCGAGCCGCCUGGUCUGGCGCUCAGCUGCAGCAGAGCCCGUGGUGGGGGCGGACGCUCUCUGCCUCGCACGUUGACGAGCUCGACUCUGCCCUCAAGAUGGCCAUGCGCUCGGGCGCCAUCGAGUGGGACGGAGAGAUACCGAUGGCAGUCGGCCGCGACGUGUUCCCGCUGCGGGAGGAUGGGAUGGGCGGCCUGCUUCGAGGACUCGCCGAGGAGCUCGAGGACGGCACGGGCGCCACGAUGCUGCAGGGCAUCCCCGUCGAGCGCUACACCAUCUCCGAGCUCUCGGUGCUCUACUUGGGCAUCUGCGGCUACAUCGGCAACAACGUGCUGCAGUCUUCUGCCGGCCUCCGCUCAAAGUCGCGCGGCUUCGGCAUGCCCGUCGGGCUCGUCAAGGCCGAGAUGCGAGGCAAGACGCCAAAGGAUGGCAAACAGGCCAACAACUACUUCCGCCUCCACACCGACCGCGUGAGCUGGUGAUCUCGGGUCACGGGGGGUCCUCGGCGAACUCCUCGGCGGUCGUCUCCGGCGCCCAAAGUCGACCCGCCUCCAACUUUGGGCGAUCCAACUUUGGCCGUGGCAUCGCGCCACGCGCCGAGCCGUCGAGCCGCCGCCUAUGUUUGCAUCGACUAACCCCCCCCCC
Messenger RNA from Emiliania huxleyi CCMP1516, 766 nucleotides. Its product is annotated as clavaminic acid synthetase-like protein. The record is from RefSeq and is a predicted model, not a curated record. The coding region runs from base 37 to 603 and encodes 188 amino acids. NCBI's taxonomy places the organism in Eukaryota, Haptophyta, Isochrysidales, Noelaerhabdaceae. The transcript is spliced from 7 exons.